Molecule: messenger RNA, 922 nt
Organism: Chrysoperla carnea
Lineage: Eukaryota; Metazoa; Arthropoda; Insecta; Neuroptera; Chrysopidae
Product: transmembrane protein 231
Exons: 6
Coding region: 86-922 (278 amino acids)
Biological process (GO): cilium assembly; regulation of protein localization
Cellular component (GO): ciliary transition zone; ciliary membrane
Source: RefSeq, a predicted model, not a curated record
ACAUAUCGGUAAGCGUACUUACCUGCACUGUAAACAAACUAAUGCGUCAUAACAUUAUAAAUGUCAAAAAUGGUUAAUAAAAAAAAUGAGAAUGUAUACUUUAUUUGCUACAAAUGUUGAAUAUACUUAUAAAAAUUUAUUCUGUUCAAAAAUUACAGCAUUUAUUUUGUUUACAACAAUUGUAACAAUUGUAUUUCCAUUGAUUGUUGCGUAUCGAAGUCGUGGGUUUUGGAUAAAACAGGAUGUAUUUUAUGAACAGCCACAAAUUCAUUACAAAUUUCAAUAUUUGUUUAUUGGUAUAACAAAUAAAUUUGAGGAGCCAAUAAUAUGCAGUAAUUUUUUGGAACAUAAACAAUUAUUAAAUAGUUUUGAUAGAUGUAAUUCAAUUGAAGUUGAAGAAAUGGAUAUUAAUGAAGAUGGGAUUAAUGAUAAGUUAAUAUUUCGACUACAUUUCGAUAAAAACAAAAUUGAAUUACAUUCGAUAACUCUGUUAUUGCCAAUUGAUUAUCAAUUAAGUACCGUAUGUCCAUUACGAAUGCAAUCAUUAAUUACAGUUCAAAAAGAUAUUACUUAUCCAACAGAACAAAUGCAAUUUAUUGGAGAUCUAAAUAUCAAACAAAAAUCACCAUUGAAUUGUUAUUUAAAUUUCGAAGACACAAGUUACAAUUACUCAGCUUUAACAUUAAAAACGAUAAACGAUUACGAUCCGUUCAAUAUGUUCAAAAUUUUUUCAGAAUAUUCAGAACGGAAAUUUGCGACUGUUUUCGGUAAUUCUUACACGUUUUCUAAACCAGGAAAAUCAUCAACUUUUCAAUUAGAGAAAUUACCGAUAACUGAAAUGCCUAAAUUAAAGAAAAAAUUGAAUCUAGUCAUAAAACAUAACUCUUCAGACGAAACUGCAUCGCGUCCAACGUCCAGUUAA